CCACAUAAAUUUAAGAUUUUUGAUGGCUAUGGCCUGAAAAACAUGGAAGAAGAGGCGGCUCCUCUUCCCGAACCAUCGUUGUUCUCAUCCGACGACGGGGAAGAGAAUUCUGAGCCUUCCAGCAGCAAAGAUGGGGAAUUGAGGAGGAAGGAGGAAGAUGAACGCAGUCGGUGGCGAGGGCAGCGUAGGGCCAUGUGCUGGAGUGGCUGCGGGCGGCCGAAUAUCACGUGCAUCUGCCCUUUCCUCCCCUCUUCUCCAAUUCCCACCUCCACUCAUCUCAUCGUCCUCCACCACCCCCACGAGCUCCGCGCAAACAAGCUCGCCACACUUCCCGCCCUCUGUCGCUCACUAAUCCGCUGCUACGCCGUCCCCGGCCGUCGCAUUCGACCCGGUUCUUCUCCGCUCCUCGACUGCCUCUCUACCUCCCCCUCAUCCCCUGUCCUCUUUCUCUUCCCCACCUUCGACUCCUCCAAACCCGCACUCGACCUCGAACGCUGGGCUGCCGAUACGCCACCCGAUUCUCGCGCCGAGCCCAUCCUGAUAGUAUUUGACGCAACUUGGAGGCACGCCAAGGAGAUGGCCACCGCCAGCAUCCCCUUCCUCUCGCGCUUUGCCGUGCAGGUUCAGAUCGGCAGUGGUUGCGACACGAGAUCGGAGGGCCCGAGCACUUUCGAGUCCGGCCUUGUAUUGAGGAAGGAGCCGUGGAAGGGUUGCUUAAGCACCAUCGAGGCCGUUGCGAGGGCCCUCCGUGUGCUGGAGCCCGAGGGCAAAGGAGUGGAGAUCGAGGGGAUGCUGCUUGCUAUUCUCAGGGCCAUGGUUGCCUUCCAGGCAUGCCACUUAAAGAUGGUGAAUCCCCGGCCUAGGCUGAAGAAAAAAGGUAAGGGACUUGGUUCGUGCCCACCAACUGUUUGAUCGGAUGCCUACAAAUGAUAAUGCAUUCGUUUUGAGCCUGAUGGAAGACCAGAAGUCAACAAUUUAGUACGUGCCUACAAUGAUUGCUGCAACAGUUUUUUUUUUGUUCUGCACAUUCGUUCUCAUAGAUUUGUUAGUUGAUUCAUUGCCAUAAUCUUAUCACACACAAAUUUCUGA
Molecule: messenger RNA, 1089 nt
Organism: Dendrobium catenatum
Lineage: Eukaryota; Viridiplantae; Streptophyta; Magnoliopsida; Asparagales; Orchidaceae
Product: DTW domain-containing protein 2
Exons: 1
Coding region: 43-912 (289 amino acids)
Source: RefSeq, a predicted model, not a curated record